CCAUUGACUAGAAUCGUGCUCUAGGCCGGACAACGGUGGUCCCUGUGCGGUCCCUCGGAGUUUAGCUUCGGUUUCGUCCAAUGUUUUGCUGAGCCCACUUCGCGAAGUUCUAAGUGCAGUGCUUCAACGGCAAGUGACAUUCAUAUUAGCGAGCACGAUGUCCGGUCGUCGGGGCUCGGUGACGGACAGUGGACACCGAGCGUCCAUCCAGCCAGUCUUGGAACCAACGCCGCCAUUGGCCAAGCGACGCUUCGUGCACGGAGGAUUGCAGUAGCAUUUUCCUACACCCAGUGUUCGCGCUGCUGUGUGCUGCCGUUCAUCAACGAUGGAAGUCGAGACGCACGUCGAUAAAGACUGCAGCGCGCUUGGCAGCUUAUUUCAAUACAUCGUCAAUGACCUGAAGGGUGGAACUCCAAUAUGGGAGGAUUUCUUGGCAAAGGCAAGCAAGCUGCAUUCUCAGCUGAAGAUUACGGCAUCAGUUUCAGCUGCCUUCCUAGAUUCAUUCCAAAAAGUGGCUGACAUGGCUACAAAUACCAAAGGUGCCACAAAAGAAGUUGGCAAGGCACUGACCCGCCUUUGUCUUCGCCACCGCAGUGUUGAAGCAAAGCUCCGUUCAUUUACCAUGUCAAUCAUGGAGCAGCUAGUUAUUCCACUGCAAGACAAGCUAGAGGACUGGAAGAAAAGCACACUACAACUAGACAAGGACCAUUCCAAAGAAUUCAAGAGGGCACGUCAGGAGAUCAAGAAGAUGUCAACUGACACCUUGCGGUUGCAGAAAAAGGUUAAGAAAGGCAGCGGAAAGUGGGAGAUGCAGCGUAGCCUGGAGUGUGCUCUGCAAGAGAUGAGUGACCGGUGCCUGCUCUUAGAGGAGGCUGAAAAGCAAGCAGUGCGCCGUGCCCUGGUUGAGGAGAGGGCCCGAUACUGCCUUCUGGUGGCCUGCCUCACACCAGUCUUGGAAGAGGAGCUGUUGAUGCUGCAAGAGACAUCCCAUUUACAGGAGAUUUUGGAUUCCUUGGCCAAGCUUACUCGAAAUCCUGAAUGCCUUCCCUCAGCUAGUGAACAGGUCAUCACAGACCUAAAGGGGUCUCAAGGCACUUGGACCUUCCAGACGCCACCAGGCUCCCCUGUUCACACUGGUGGCAGCACAAGCAGUUCCUUGGGUUCACGUAAAUCCAGCAUGUGCAGCAUCAGCAGCUUCAACAGCUCCUCCAGUGGUAGCACCAAGUCUCAUUCUCCCUCUCAUCAGCUGCGGUGUCGGACAGCCUCACAGCAGCCACCUGUAGGAGGACCACUACGGCUGUCAAGUGUGUCGUCACAAGAUUCUGGCUUCACUUCACAGGAUACCCUGUUUUUGAGGCCUCCAUCGCCCCGAGGGACUGGUAUAGCUGCCCAGGUGUCGGGAGGGGACACUGGAGCAUCAUCACUGCCAGGCUGUGCUUCAAGUAGUCCUUCGUCACCAUUUCCUACUACGCCCUCGGUGACUUCCACCUGGCCUAAUUUGCAGGACAGCCUGCAAUUUGAGCGGGCCAUGAAUUCAGUGCUGCGGUGCCAAAGACCACACACUAUCUCUUCUGCAUAUGAGCGGUCAGGCCACCAGGCAAGGCCUCUGCUUACGGCGGAGACGUUUCAACCCCUUGAAGGCGACUUACUGAGUGGCUCCAAUCACAGUGGCAGUGCUGACACACUGACUUCAACAUCGGGGGACAGCUCAGAUGGCCUGGAGCUGGCAGCACAGUCUUUGACCACAGGUGGGGCAAGGCCAAAGUCUCCCCAGACACCCACUAGAGGGCCUCGGCCACCAGUACCCAUCAGGACCACAUCGAGCACCAGUACUGCACCUUCUUUGCCAGAGAAGCCAGCUGUGUUGAAACAUGCAGCCUCAGCUGUGGCUACAGUAUCAGGUACACAACUACCAAGUCAAGCGACUUCUCAGCCGAUAUACGCAAAUGCAGACGACCUGGCACUGCCAUCUUCAACACUUUCUGGCACAGAGUCUCCUCCAUUGCCACCACCUCCUGUCCAGGAGUCAUUGCAGGCAAUUGCAGCAUGGGAACCGGAUAAUGCGAUGCCUGUGAGAAGAGGAUCAGCAUUACAGGCACAUGAAGCCUACAAGACAUAUUCACCAAGUAAUGCCUCAAUACGAUAUGAAGGGCUGUCCAAGUCUUCAACACUCCCUGCUAAGUCGAGCUUCCGACGCGGCUCACAGCCACCACCACCUCCCCCUGUGCGACGGACCCCUUCAAUCACAAGCACUCAGGGUUGUUCACCUUCAUCUCCAAGCUUGCAACACACUCAAGAGCAAGCUACUGUUGACCGGGGGGGUCAGUCUGUCAGUGAUAACGACAACAGUUCUACAAGCAGGGCUAAGUUGAUACAAGCACUCAAUGCCCGUUUCUCGAAACCAAGUCCACUAGAACAGGCUGGUCUUCGAUUCUCGCUUCCAUCAAGUCACACUGAAGAUGGCUGUGGCCUUCCACUACCAGAUCCACCAGAUAUGUCAAAUUUUGACCUGGAGUGUGAUUCAAAGCCUUUUCCUGCUCCACCACCAUUCCUUGAAUCACUAGAAAAUGAACCAUCACUCGAUACAGAAGGUGAUGCUGCAUGUGUUUUCAGAAAGCAAGCACAACAUGAAAAAAAGCUUCUGCGUGCUCACACGAUUGGACACAGUGAACGUGAUGCUCUUAUUCAAAGUCUUAAUGCUAAAUUCUCAACAUCUGAAGCAACAUCCAUUUGUGAAGCUAAGGCAGCUGUCCGUAAAGGUUCACUUUGUGAAUCAUCUGUAGCAUACACUCGGCCUAGUGCAGGGGCUGCAAUGAAAACUGGAAAGGCGCCUCCGGAAAUGGAUUUCUUUCGAGCCAACUUGGAGCAAACACUUCUCAAACGUGAUCUCAGGAGAGAUCCACGAAACAGUGUUGCUGGUGGAACAGCUGAUCCUUCAGCAGAGAACCGCCGUAGCAGGUCUGUGGGGCCAGUGCCAUCUGGUGAAAAGAAAAACAACUCAGCGGAGCGAAGACAGUUUCUUAGCAACCUAAAUGCUCGUCUCGCAGAACAGCGAAGAGUGUCGCUGCAACCAGCUCAACAAGCUCCAUCCCCAAAGCAGGUAGCGCAACCCAUGCAGCAAAUGACAUCCUUCUCUACAGGGCAGACAACAGUUCCAGCGCCAGUAUAUGUGCACACAGCAGCACCUGCCCAAAUUCAUAACAUGCAAGCAGUUCAGUCCAUUGCUGGCAUGCUUCCCCAGACAUCAGUUGCAACAGCACGUCGUGGCUCCUUGCAGCCAGACGUUGAGUUUGGUUCAAGACAAAACGGUGGUCGAGCUGCUCGAGUUCAGAGCUGGCUAGCAUCUCGUGGUUCCGUUGAUCUGACUGCAUGCCGAGAGUCACUUAUGGAUCAGAUUCGGCAAGGUACAGUGCUGAAACGAGUUGCAUCUCAGAGUGAUCGCUCAACACCGCUUUUGCUGUGACGUUACCUUGUGGUUUUCAUCUGGCACAUAUGAUGAAAAGGACACUGCGACUUUGUGACAAAGACAUCGAGAAAGAUUGAAGCAGGGUGGAGUGCUUGGGUGCCUUCUGUGCUGCUGUAGCUACUGUGCUCUGUUUCAUUCCUUGCUUUAAAACUUUGUUGGCACUUUAAGUAUACCGCACCACAGUACUGAUGGUGUUGAAUAUGUAUUAUUUAUUUGCCUGUUAUUUUUUGUGUGUUCAGAAUGUGACAUGUGCCACUUAGCUUGCAUAAAUAAUUCUAAGGGCUACCUGCUUAGCAGCCGUUAACCCAAAUGUCAUGGUCAUAUAUAUUUUUUACAUCUAGGUCAUUGUAAAUGUUACGCAUAUCUUGGUAUGUUGUGUUGCAUGGUUUAUUUUCUUAUGUAGAGCACACGUUAUUAAGUGCAAUGGGAGAGUUCAUAUCACUAAAUUUUUUGUUGGUGUGGCAUGGAUGUCGUGCAUCUCUUACGAGUAAUUUUGGGUAUUGUUGCUUUUACCAUCACUGUCAUGCUUGUCUUGUGCUUGAAGGGAGCUUUAGCCAUUGCCAGCUGUUUGUCAUAUGUAUUGGAGCAUUAUAGGACCAACUCAUUUUUUAGAGUGCAGUAUCUUUUUACAGCAAGACAGUCCACCAAAAAUUAGAAUAUCGUUCAUGAAAUUGCUUUGUGCAUUCUUCAUUUGUGAAUAUAUCAUUUAUUCUUAGCAGCAAAGUUUCAUUGAAGUUUCAUUCUUGUUAGUAUCUUAUUGUACGUUGAAUUCAGUCUAGGAUGUUUUUUACAUUAGGGCUUAAUUCUUUGACAGAAACUUAUUCCACAGUGUUUAAUUUUCCCAGCCGGGUUGUAUACAAAGUUUUCCUAAUGGCUUGAAGGGACAUGAGAGUAACUUGUUCACAUUAAGGAAGUUUUUGUAUAAACAGUGCACUGUUGGUACUAUUAAGACACAAAUUAUUGGUUCUUGCAUUCAUUUUGUUAUCUCAUUAGGGGUGUUCAAAUAUUUGAAAUUUCAAAUCAGAUAGUUCAUGCUGGUCAACUUGUGCUCAAUUAGAAAAUCCGCUGUUCAAAGUUGUCAGAUAUAUUUUUUUUCUUUUGGAUAUAUAAGGGAUAAUGCCACCUAAUGAAAUCCUGAAAAAAAAAAAAACAGUCGAUGUAAGAACUUCACUAAAUGAUUCUUCAUUACAGUACCUGCAGUUAUUGUACAGGGGCUGUAGUUCCUUAGUGAAUGCAUACGGCACAUAACUGCUACUCAAUAAUUUUCAGUCAUUCAAUAAAAAUGACUUGCUUUGAGAUAUGUCAUGUAUACACAUUUGUUAGGAUUUCUACUUUGACCAUUCUCAGCUUUCUUCUUCAGAGAACAAAACAUUCUUGUACGCAAGGCUGGUAACAUUUUUUGGUAAUAUCAUUGCUGUGUUGCCCCUUAUAGUUUAAAGCAAUUAUUAUUUACAAGUUCCUUGGCUUUAUAUUGAUGGCACUGUGAAAAUCAGAAAGUAUUCUAUAUUCGGGAGCCACUUUUCUCAAAUAUUUGUAUUCCAGUUGGAAAUUUCGUUAUUAGCACACCCCUAGUUCACAUCUACUAGAAAAGGUCUGAACAUUUUAAGGCAUGGAAGUAUAAUCAUAGCUCAGUUUGCUAAAAGAUGAGGUGAAUUGUUGUUGGGGAAUAAAAAUAAAGCAUUAACGUACGUGCCUGUUACAGCUGCUGGCCACUCCUAUGUGUAAUAACAGUGAGUAGCAGGUAUUUCAAGGCACAUUUCGCUCUGUGCUAAUUUAGCAAAGCACAAAAUUGCUGGAAUUUUCUGAUUACAUGACUAGCUGAAAAUAUCUCAAAAUUUAGUUGCAGCUAUUUUGUUAGUGCAUAGGAAAUGAUCUCUUAUAAUUUCCAUAUUUUCAAAUGUUUGAGCUCAUGAAAGCUGCGACAUAUUUGUUAACGUAAUGCAGAAAAAUGAAUGGUGCAUUUUCAAGAAUAUAUCAUAUUUGUAUGUUGAACCCAUGUUUCAGAUUAAGUGAGCUUAUAUCUUCUUUCUUUGGUGCCACUGAGAAAGACGGGGUGUUGACCUUGCUGCAGUUCCAAUACCUUAAAGGGGCCCUGCAACACUUUUUGACCAUGAUCAGGAAAUGCUGCCGAUUGGUAGUCGAGGCUCCUGUGAACAUGUGAACCAAACAAUGUUGCACAGCAAGCGGUAUGGAACUUACAGUGAAUUUCAAAGUCAGCUAGAAAUUGCUCGCUCUUCUCUCAACAAAUGACGCCAUAUGCCAAAAAUAAAGUGUGUUGUAUACCCAAAAGCACAUGGGCACAGAAAUUGGCGGAUUUGAGCAUUGUGAGAUGCAUAGCGACUGAGGCCGCGGCAGUGUGCCACGGACAGUCCGUGCCAUGCUCUACAGUGCUAGAAUUACACUAUAGAGUUACACCGGCGUGAUCACAUUUGACAGCGAACUGCACAUUCAAAGAAAACGAAGUGCUCAGGGUCAUGACGUGCACUGAUGUAGGGAUGUAGCUUCUUGCCCCUUCUCAUCCUCUCCUGUGUAGCUUUCAGCGCGCUCACUGGGAUGAAAGGAGAGAGACAGUGCCUACAGCAGGGGUCUCAAACACGCAGCCCGCAGGCCACAUGCCUGUUGCGAGUAAUAA
Messenger RNA from Rhipicephalus sanguineus (brown dog tick), 6098 nucleotides. Its product is annotated as protein MTSS 1. Gene Ontology annotation, cellular component: actin cytoskeleton; cytoplasmic side of plasma membrane. The coding region runs from base 326 to 3463 and encodes 1045 amino acids. Gene Ontology annotation, molecular function: phospholipid binding; actin binding. Gene Ontology annotation, biological process: plasma membrane organization; cell projection assembly. Lineage: Eukaryota; Metazoa; Arthropoda; Arachnida; Ixodida; Ixodidae. The record is from RefSeq and is a predicted model, not a curated record. The transcript is spliced from 16 exons.